Messenger RNA from Vicia villosa (hairy vetch), 1763 nucleotides. RefSeq names its product acetyl-CoA acetyltransferase 1-like. Bases 143 to 1369 code for a protein of 408 amino acids. The transcript has 13 exons. Gene Ontology annotation, biological process: fatty acid beta-oxidation. Lineage: Eukaryota; Viridiplantae; Streptophyta; Magnoliopsida; Fabales; Fabaceae. Gene Ontology annotation, molecular function: acetyl-CoA C-acetyltransferase activity. The record is from RefSeq and is a predicted model, not a curated record.
ACAAGACAAUUCAAGUAUCCGUGGAUGUGGGUCCCUUUACAAUCCUACUAUUAUUAACGUCUUUAACUUUCCUAUGUUUUCUUUCUUCUUCUGAUUUUCUACCAUCUCUCAAUCUUUUCCGACGCUCCUUAAUCAUCCAUCCAUGUCUUCAAAUUCCCGAGAUGUUUGUAUUGUUGGUGUUGCAAGGACACCAAUGGGUGGUUUCCUUGGUUCCCUUUCAUCUCUUUCAGCCACACACCUAGGCUCACUCGCUAUUCAAGCUGCUCUCAAGAGAGCUAAUGUUGAUCCAUCACUUGUGCAAGAAGUGUUUUUUGGGAAUGUUCUUAGUGCUAAUCUAGGCCAGGCUCCUGCUAGACAGGCUGCAUUAGCUGCUGGAAUACCCACAUCUGUUGUUUGCACUACUAUUAACAAAGUUUGUUCAUCAGGGAUGAAAGCUACUAUGCUUGCUGCACAAACAAUUCAGUUGGGUUCCAAUGAUGUUGUUGUGGUUGGUGGUAUGGAAAGCAUGUCAAAUGCGCCUAAGUACAUUGUCCAAGCAAGGAAGGGUUCUCGGUUAGGACAUGAUACUAUCAUUGACGGUAUGCUCAAAGAUGGCCUUUGGGAUGUCUAUAAUGAUUUUGGCAUGGGAGUUUGUGGAGAACUGUGUGCAGCUCAGUAUUCCAUAACUAGAGAUGAGCAGGAUGCUUAUGCCAUUCAAAGCUUUGAGAGAGGAAUAUCUGCACAAAAGAAUGGUCAUUUUGCUUGGGAGAUAGUUCCGGUUGAAAUUUCCAAUGGAAGAGGAAAGCCUUCCACACUAGUAGAUAAAGAUGAAGGUUUGGGGAAGUUUGAUGCUGCAAAGUUAAGGAAGCUUGGACCAAACUUUAAAAAGGUUGGAGGUACCGUGACUGCUGGCAAUGCUUCUAGCAUAAGUGAUGGUGCUGCUGCAUUAGUGCUAGUGAGCGAAGCGAAGGCACGUGAGCUUGGUUUGCAUGUAAUUGCAAAGAUAAAAGGAUUUGCAGAUGCAGCUCAGGCACCCGAAUUAUUUACAACUGCUCCUUCCCUUGCAAUACCUAAAGCUAUAUCAAAUGCUGGUCUGAAGGCUUCUCAAAUUGAUUAUUAUGAAAUAAAUGAAGCCUUUUCAGUUGUGGCUCUUGCGAAUCAGAAGCUUCUCAGUCUUGAUCCUGCAAAAGUUAAUGCACAUGGAGGUGCUGUAUCAUUGGGGCAUCCAUUGGGUUGCAGUGGAGCUCGCAUCUUAGUUACAUUAUUAGGGGUAUUGAGACAUAAGGGUGGAAAGUAUGGUGUUGGUGCCAUCUGCAACGGGGGAGGAGGUGCCUCUGCUCUAGUCGUUGAGCUAGUGCAAGGCGCUACUUUGAGACGUUCGUCAUUGUGAGAAAGAUAGAAACUCCUUACAUCACACUGCUUUCCAACACAUUUUGGAAGGACAAAACAUAUAGGUUGAGUUAAAGGAAGAAAUGGUAUUAGUUCACAACCAUUUGUAGUUAUGUCUUUUUAUGAACUAUAUCUAAAGGUUAUCAAUGCAGAGUUGACAAAAGAGAAUAAAGAAAUAAAGUCGGUCUCAAAUCUAGAGUGUUGGUGAGUUUAGCCGAAUCACGGCAAGCUACCAUGAUUUUGACAAAAACUACACUUUGUAGCUUCAACAAGAUCAUAGUGCCACUCUGAUUUCAUCAAAUUCAAACAAACAUGUACUUAAUCUUUCCGAUGAAUGAACACUUAUGUAGAUUCCUCAAGAGCUUAAUAAAAAUAUUGUAACAACUAACUGGCAA